Oncorhynchus keta (chum salmon) is the source of this 2695-nucleotide messenger RNA. Its product is annotated as olfactory receptor 10A4-like. NCBI's taxonomy places the organism in Eukaryota, Metazoa, Chordata, Actinopteri, Salmoniformes, Salmonidae. Gene Ontology annotation, cellular component: membrane. Gene Ontology annotation, molecular function: G protein-coupled receptor activity; olfactory receptor activity. Gene Ontology annotation, biological process: G protein-coupled receptor signaling pathway. The record is from RefSeq and is a predicted model, not a curated record. The transcript is spliced from 9 exons. Bases 234 to 1235 code for a protein of 333 amino acids.
GGCCACUGGUUGGAAAGGAGGAGUCAAGGAAGGAGAGAGAGACUUCAUCCAGGGUCUUCAACAUCACUCUCUUUUAUGUAACUCUCUCUCUCUCUCUCUCUCACUCUCUCUCUCUCUAUUACUCUCUCCAUCUUAGGAGUCAAGGAAGGAGAGUGAGACUUCAUCCAGGGUCUUCAACAUCACUCUCUCUCUCACUAUCUCUCUAUUCCUCCCUCCAUCAGGUGGAGUACAGUAUGUUUGAGGUGAAUGAGAACUACACGCGUGUGUCAGAGUUUGUGAUCGUGGGCUUCCCGGGGCUCCAUCCAUCCUUCUACCAGCUGGUGGCCUGGUUAUUCUUCUUCGUCUAUGUGAUCACGGUGGUGGGGAACAUCCUGCUGGUGGUGCUGUUUGCCCUGGAGCGCAGCCUGCAGAAACCCAUGUACAUCAUCAUGCUCAGCCUGGCUCUGUCAGAUAUAGGUUUUGCCACAGUGGCCCUUCCCAAAGUAAUAGCUCGGUGGUGGUGGGACGACGGGAGGAUCUCCUUCCAUACGUGUCUGUUCCAGGAACAAAUGAUCCACUACUUUGGAACACUCAACUCUCUCAUCAUGUUGACUAUGGCUAUGGACCGAUACCUGGCUAUCUGUCACCCACUCAGAUACCCUAUGUUGAUGACCAACCAGAUAAUGAGUGGUCUAACAGUCUUCUCCUGGAUGUCAGCCACAGUCUCACCUGCCAUCGGCACCAUAGACUUCACUAGGAAAGUAGCAUUCUGUGGUCCCAACCGAAUUCUCCAUGCCUACUGUGACGCUCUGUCCCUGACUAAACUGUCCUGCUCCGACAUGGCGGCGAUCCAGGGCAGCUCCGUUGGCCUGGCCUAUUUUGUGCUCCUCGUCCCCUUCUCCUUCAUCGUCUUCUCCUAUAUCAACAUCAUCGUCACCGUGAUGCGCAUGGCUAACGCACAGGGCAGGAUGAAGACCUUCUCUACCUGUGCUACUCAGGGCUGUAUCAUCCUUAUUUACUACAUCCCCCGCUUCAUAGUGUACUCUACACCCUACAUCCCCAACCUGAUCAUGACCCCUGACCUCCGCAUCGGCCUCACCCUUUUCUACAGCCUGUUCCCCCCGGUGGCCAACCCGUUCAUCUAUAGCUUCAGGACCAAGGAGAUCAGAGCCGUCCUGGGGCGCUGGAGACAGGGCUGGAGGAACAGGCAGACAGAACAGAGUAUACCCAAAACUGUGGCUGUUAUCACUAAAUGAAGGGUUAGGUUAUAACAUGUUAAUUCCGGGUUAAAACAUGUUAAUUUAGGGCUAUAACAGUUUAAUUGAUGGCUAUAACAGUUUAAUUCAGGGCUAUAACAGUUUAAUUCAGGGCUAUAACAGUUUAAUUCAGGGCUAUAACAGUUUAAUUCAGGGCUAUAACAGUUUAAUUCAGGGCUAUAACAGUUUAAUUCAGGGCUAUAACAGUUUAAUUCAGGGCUAUAACAGUUUAAUUCAGGGCUAUAACAGUUUAAUUCAGGGCUAUAACAGUUUAAUUCAGGGCUAUAACAGUUUAAUUCAGGGCUAUAACAUGUUAAUUCAGGGCUAUAACAUGUUAAUUCAGGGCUAUAACAGUUUAAUUCAGGGCUAUAACAGUUUAAUUCAGGGCUAUAACAGUUUAAUUCAGGGCUAUAACAGUUUAAUUCAGGGCUAUAACAGUUUAAUUCAGGGCUAUAACAUGUUAAUUCAGGGCUAUAACAGUUUAAUUCAGGGCUAUAACAUGUUAAUUCAGGGCUAUAACAUGUUAAUUCAGGGCUAUAACAGUUUAAUUCAGGGCUAUAACAGUUUAAUUCAGGGCUAUAACAUGUUAAUUCAGGGCUAUAACAUUUUAAUUCAGGGCUAUAACAUGUUAAUUCAGGGCUAUAACAGUUUAAUUCAGGGCUAUAACAUGUUAAUUCAGGGCUAUAACAGUUUAAUUCAGGGCUAUAACAGUUUAAUUCAGGACUAUAACAGUUUUAUUCAGGGCUAUAACAUGUUAAUUCAGGGCUAUAACAGUUUAAUUCAGGGCUAUAACAGUUUAAUUCAGGGCUAUAACAGUUUAAUUCAGGGCUAUAACAGUUUAAUUCAGGGCUAUAACAUGUUAAUUCAGGGCUAUAACAGUUUAAUUCAGGGCUAUAACAUGUUAAUUCAGGGCUAUAACAGUUUUAUUCAGGGCUAUAACAUGUUAAUUCAGGGCUAUAACAGUUUAAUUCAGGGCUAUAACAGUUUAAUUCAGGACUAUAACAGUUUUAUUCAGGGCUAUAACAUGUUAAUUCAGGGCUAUAACAGUUUAAUUCAGGGCUAUAACAGUUUAAUUCAGGGCUAUAACAGUUUAAUUCAGGGCUAUAACAGUUUAAUUCAGGGUUAUAACAUGUUAAUUCAGGGCUAUAACAGUUUUAUUCAGGGCUAUAACAUGUUAAUUCAGGGCUAUAACAGUUUAAUUCAGGGCUAUAACAUGUUAAUUCAGGGCCAUAACAUAACACACUAAACCCAACACUGCCUGUUAUCACUCGAUGACAAUCGCACACAAUUGGACCUGUAACAGUGUAAAAUAUCUGUUUCCACUUAUAAAUAGGACUUGUAUAGGCUACAGAAUCGUCUAAUCGCUCUGGCUUUGUUAGAUACUACUAUUCUCCAGGAAUAUGAUGGAGAUGAAACUAGACAUUCAAAUAGCAUCUUUAUAAAUCUCAUUUUCAAAAAGC